CGUUGCCGGAGUGACGGCGGGAGAGCUGGCAGUCCGGAGGAGAGAGAGCGCAACCCUGUAGCUGAGAUUUCUGCCGUGAGAAUUGCUAGUAACAAUUCACUAUGGGGGAUAUCCUGGCCCAUGAAUCUGAAUUACUUGGACUGGUGAAAGAGUAUUUAGAUUUUGCUGAAUUUGAGGACACCUUGAAGACAUUUUCAAAAGAAUGCAAAGUAAAAGGGAAGCCAUUAUCUAAAACUGUAGGUGGAUCACUAAAGAAGGACUCCAAGUCACUGGUAAUCCAGAAGGAUCUGGUGGCAGCGUUUGACAAUGGAGACCAGAAGUUAUUCUUCGAUUUGUGGGAGGGACAUGUUCCCAGCUCCAUCAGAGAUACUGACUCUCUGGCCCAGAAGCUGGAGUUCUACCUUCACAUCCAUUUCGCCAUCUAUCCUCUGAAGUAUUCUGGAGGCAGGCCGGACAAGCAGGAGCUAGAUGAGAAGAUUUCAUAUUUCAAAACCUACCUGGAAACCAAAGGGGCCGCCUUGAGCCAGACUACGGAGUUUCUUCCAUUCUAUGCCCUCCCUUUUGUGCCUAAUCCUAUGGUCCACCCCUCAUUCAAAGAACUCUUCCAGGAUUCUUGGACUCCAGAAUUGAAGCUGAAGCUGGAAAAGUUUUUAGCUUUAAUUUUUAAAGCCAGUAACACGCCAAAACUUUUAACCAUCUAUAAGGAGAAUGGACAGAAUAGCAAAGAAAUGCUGCAGCAGCUCCAUCAGCAGCUGGUGGAGGCCGAGCGCCGGGCCAUGACCUACCUCAAGCGGUACAAUAAGAUCCAGGCCGACUACCACAACCUCAUUGGAGUCACAGCCGAGCUGGUGGAUUCUCUAGAGGCCACAGUCAGUGGCAAGAUGAUCACUCCCGAAUACUUGCAGAGCGUCUGUGUCCGCCUCUUCAGUAACCAGAUGCGGCAAAGCCUGGCACACAGUGUGGACUUCACAAGGCCUGGGACGGCCUCAACCAUGUUGCGAGCCUCCUUGGUUCCUGAGAAGUUGAAGGAUGUCCCAUUACUGCCCUCCCUGGAUUAUGAGAAACUGAAGAAGGAUUUGAUUUGGGGCAGUGACCGCUUGAAAGCCUUCUUGUUGCAGGCUCUGCGCUGGCGCUUGACCACGUCCCAUCCUGGAGAGCAGAGGGAGACGGUCCUGCAAGCCUAUAUCAGCAAUGACCUCUUGGAUUGUCACAGCCACAACCAGAGGAGCGUGCUGCAGCUACUGCAUUCCAAGAGCGAAGCUGUGCGGCAGUACAUGGCCAGGCUCAUCAACGCCCUGGCAUCCCUGGCUGAAGGUCGACUCUACCUAGCCCAGAACACAAAGGUGCUGCGCAUGCUGGAGGGAAGACUGAAGGAAGAAGACAAGGAUGUCAUCACUCGUGAGAAUGUCCUUGGGGCCUUGCAGAAGUUCAGCCUCAGGCGCCCGCUACAGACGGCAAUGAUCAGAGAUGGCCUCAUCUUCUGGCUGAUCGACCUUCUGAAGGACCCCGACUGCCUGUCUGACUACACUCUGGAAUACUCUGUGGCGUUGCUCAUGAACCUCUGCCUCCGCAGUGCAGGAAAGAGCAUGUGUGCUAAAGUGGCAGGGCUCGUGCUGAAAGUCCUUUCAGAUCUCCUUGGCCAUGAAAACCAUGAGAUACAGCCGUAUGUGAACGGAGCCCUGUACAGCAUUCUUUCUAUCCCAUCCAUUCGUGAGGAGGCCAGAGCCAUGGGAAUGGAGGAUAUCCUGCGAUGCUUCAUCAAAGAGGGCAAUGCUGAAAUGAUCCGCCAGAUAGAGUUCAUCAUCAAGCAGCUGAAUGCCGAAGAUUUACUGGAUGGUGUUCUUGAAUCCGAUGAUGAUGAAGAUGAAGAUGAUGAAGAGGAUCAUGACAUCAUGGAAGCUGACCUAGACAAAGAUGAACUGAUCCAGCCCCAGCUUGGAGAACUCUCAGGCGAGAAGCUUCUAACCACAGAGUACCUGGGCAUCAUGACCAACACUGGGAAGGCACGGCGGAAAGGCCUGGCCAGCGUGCAGUGGAGUGGGGAUGAGCCCCUGCAACGGCCCGUCACUCCUGGCGGCCACAGGACGGGGUGCCCAGUGUAAGUUCAGGAUACAGGAAACGGGAGUCUAUUUUCUUACGCUCUGCUUUGGUUAACUGCUGUGUAAUAUAUAUUAAA
Molecule: messenger RNA, 2176 nt
Organism: Chionomys nivalis (European snow vole)
Lineage: Eukaryota; Metazoa; Chordata; Mammalia; Rodentia; Cricetidae
Product: lisH domain-containing protein ARMC9
Exons: 21
Coding region: 102-2102 (666 amino acids)
Biological process (GO): cilium assembly
Cellular component (GO): ciliary tip; centriole; ciliary basal body
Molecular function (GO): protein binding
Source: RefSeq, a predicted model, not a curated record